UAUCAUGGCCUGGUUAGAACUUUGCUCCUUCCUUUGCAACAAUGGCCGUACACAGGAAAAUCAGCCCUUUCUGGGGAAAAAACCCUGGCUAUUUCUGGGUGCAAAACCUCACUGAUGUCCCUGCCCCAGCACAGGCUGCUGGGAGAGACGCAGCCCUGGGAAAAGCCACCUCCACCCCCUCCCAUCCAGGAACGGGGAGGGUGAUGGUUUCGCAUCACUGCUUUAGCACUGGCAGUUCAUUUUAAGACUCUGGGCUUGUUGAUCUGGCUGAGUUCUGGAUGAGGAAUCUGAGCUCACAACGAGGGAGGUGGAGCCUUAAACCGUUUCCCGGAAUUCUGGAUCCUGGAAACGAACAAAGGUUGGAGAUGCUCCGGACGCAGAUGGGGUUCCCCAGGAGCCCAUGGGGCCUCCUCAGUCCUUUCCUGACUCUCCACCUCCUCCGGUUGGGAUCAGCGGACUUCAGAGUGGUGGGACCAAGGCAACCUCUCCUUGCCACCGUGGGGCAGGACAUCGUGCUGCCCUGUCACUUGUCACCACACAUGGAUGCUUGAAGCUUGGAGAUCAGGUGGAUCCGGCACCAACUCUCUGAAACGGUGCACCUCUACCGAAAUGGAGAGGACCUGGAUGGUGAGCAGAUGGAGGAAUAUAAUGGAAGCUGGAAGGGAGAUGGGAAUGUGUCGUGUGUGGUGAGGAACAGCCGCCUGGAUCAGGAGCAGGCGUCGUCCCUGCACAUCUCAGCUCCCUUUUUCCACAAUGCCCGUCCCUGGAUGGCAGCUCUGGGUGUCUUCCUCGUGCUUUCAGUGGUGUCCGCUGCCCUCAGUGCUUACCUCUUCCGAAGGAAAGUGGUGCAGUCCCGAGCGCUGGGGAAACGAGAUGCAGAACUGGAGCAACGGGAUGCAGAACUGGAGGAACAAGCUGCACUGUUGGCUUGGAGAAAGUUUCUGCUUCCUGAAAAUCCAGACGUGGUGACCCUGGAUCCAAACACGGCUCAUUCUGAACUUGUUCUGUCAGAGGAUUUGAGAAGUGUGAAACGUGGACCCACGCGGCAGAACCUGCCUGACACCCCCGAGAGAUUUAGUUCUAGGCCCUGUGUGCUGGGCCAGGAGAGGUUCCGGGAGGGGAGGCACUGCUGGGAGGUGGAGGUGAAGGGGGAGGUGGGAGGUGAUGCAUGGUGGGGUGUUGGAGUGGCCAAGGAGUCCGUGGAGAGGAAGGGGACAAUGUUCCCGAGUCCUGCAGUAGGUGUCUGGGCGGUGUGGCACUUUUUUGGGAAGUUUGAGGCUCUCACCUCUUCUCGCACAGCCCUUUCCAAAUCCCUGGUCCCCAGGAGGAUCUGGGUCUGUCUGGACUGCACACGGGGGCUGGUGACUUUCCUCAACACCGACACCGGGGGCCAGAUAUUCAGUUUCCCACCAACCUCAUUCCAUGGGGAGACCCUGCGGCCCUGGUUUUGGGUGGGAACAGAGGAAACCCAGCUGUGCCUCAGGGGCAGCACCCCCGAGACAUUCAGCCCCACUUCCAUCCCCACCACUGGCUCCAGCAGACCCUGUCCUUUUCCAGAGACUCCCUGUGCUCCUCUCCUGGACCCUGCAGGAGAUGUCCCUUCCUGCCCUGCCCCAGCCCAGGGAGCAAAUGGGGAGUGAGGUGCAGGGGACAGGGGCUGCUGUGGGGUCCUUCAUGGCUCUGGAAGGAUCCAAGCAGGGAAGGGGUGUCAUAAUUUCAGCUUUGGUGGAGUUAAUUUUCUUUCUAGUAUCAGCUCCGUUUAGGAUUUAGUGUGAGAAUGACGUUGGUCACACAUGAGUAUAUACGUGGCUGAGAAAUGCAAACAUCAGUCCAAGGGCUUUUCCGGCUUCCCCUCGCAGCCGAGAGGGAGCACGUCCAGGACAAGGAGGCCAAAGGGAUAUUCCACCCCACAGAUGUCCUUCUCAGGAUCAAAAUGGAGGCUGCUGGGGGGCUGGGGCCCUCCAUCGCUGGUGGGGAUAGAAUUGGCAACCAGUCCACAGGUCCUGAGGGCAACUGGUGUUGUAUCACUUUAUUUGGUAUACUUAUUUUUUUUUUACAAUUAAAAAUGUUAUUUUCCUCUAUCA
This is a messenger RNA of Calidris pugnax (ruff), 2084 nucleotides long. RefSeq names its product butyrophilin subfamily 2 member A2-like. The record is from RefSeq and is a predicted model, not a curated record. Gene Ontology annotation, molecular function: protein binding. The transcript has 11 exons. Lineage: Eukaryota; Metazoa; Chordata; Aves; Charadriiformes; Scolopacidae.